AUGGUGAUGGUAAGAAAAGGUGCAGAGGAGGAGGUGGACAAGAAGAAGAACGCGAGCAAUUGCAGUAACAAGGGAAUGCGACUGGGAAAAUACGAGCUUGGAAGGACUCUUGGUGAGGGCAAUUUCGGCAAAGUCAAAUUUGCUAAGAACGUCGUUUCUGGCCAGCCCUUCGCUGUUAAGAUCCUCGAGAAAACCAGAAUCAUUGAUCUCAAGAUCACAGACCAGAUAAAAAGGGAGAUUGGCACUUUGAAGCUCCUGAAACAUCCCAACGUUGUCAGAUUACACGAGGUUGUGGCAAGCAAAACCAAGAUUUACAUGGUCCUAGAAUAUGUUACUGGAGGAGAAUUGUUUGACAAAAUUGCACACAAGGGAAAACUUACAGAAGCUGAAGGCAGGAAGCUCUUCCAACAGUUGAUUGAUGGUGUGAGCUACUGCCACAACAAAGGCGUUUUCCAUCGGGAUUUGAAGCUGGAAAAUGUUCUUGUUGAUGCCAAGGGGAACAUAAAGAUAUCAGACUUUGGCCUCAGUGCUUUGCCCCAGCAUUUUAGGGAAGAUGGGUUGCUUCAUACAACCUGUGGAAGCCCCAACUAUGUUGCUCCUGAGAUUCUUGCUAAUAAAGGGUACGAUGGUGCCACCUCUGAUAUAUGGUCAUGUGGUGUCAUCUUAUACGUCAUUCUUACCGGAUUUCUCCCUUUCGAUGAUAGAAAUCUUGCAGUUCUCUAUCAAAAGAUCUUGAAGGGUGAAGUUCAGAUACCCACAUGGCUAUCACCUGGUGCAAAGAACUUGAUAAAAAAGAUUCUUGAUCCCAACCCUGUUACCAGAAUAACAAUGACAGGCAUCAAGUCAGAUGCAUGGUUCAAGCAGGAUUACUCUCCUGCGAAUCCCGAUGAUGAAGAAGAAGAUAUAAACGUUGAUGAUGAAGCUUUCUCAAUAAAUGAAGUGCCAUCUGAGGGGGAGAGGAGUCCAGACGCCCGGCACUCGCACACCCAUAUAAAUGCCUUUCAGUUGAUUGGAAUGUCCUCGUGUCUAGACCUCUCCGGCUUCUUUGAGAAAGAGGAUGUGUCUGAGAGGAAGAUCAGAUUUACAUCCAACCACUCUGAAAAAGAUUUGCUUGAAAAGAUUGAAGAAAUUGUACUAGAGAUGGGAUAUUGUGUCCAGAAGAAAAAUGGAAGGUUAAAAGUGAUGCAAGAGCACAAAGGGGAGAGAAGUAUGGGUAGUCUAUCAGUUGCAGCAGAGGUGUUUGAGAUAAGCCCAUCUUUAUUUGUUGUAGAAAUAAGAAAGUCAUAUGGUGAUUCUUCUGCAUAUAGACAGUUGUGUGAAAAGCUAUCAAAUGAUUUAGGUGUUCCCGCAAGCCAAGGGUUGUUGACUAGCCAAGUGUGA
Molecule: messenger RNA, 1380 nt
Organism: Prunus armeniaca (apricot)
Lineage: Eukaryota; Viridiplantae; Streptophyta; Magnoliopsida; Rosales; Rosaceae
Source: the annotation of a GenBank genome assembly